AUAUACAGUUGAUUAAAAAAAGAAUCUCUCCAAUAUAGAAACUCUGGUGGUGAUGCAAAAAUUUCCAAAAGGGAGGACUCAACACAGCACACCAAGAAGACCUAAACACCCAUUUUGGUCGGACAAUCCAACCCCUAUAUUUAUACAUUUAUUUCUCUCACAGAUUCAUCUCGCUCUUCACUUGAUUUUGUUUCCUGCCUAGGGUUUCUCCCGCUCCUACUAUUAGAAUUCACUAGUGGUGGAGGCUGAGUCAACUCGGCCGAGUCGGAAGUGAUUUGUAGGUAGAAUGUCUAGGAAGCAGUGAAGAUGGAGAAUGGAGCGAGUGAUUUGGCUUAUAAGUUUGCGGGAUUGGGGAUUAACAACAACGAGACUAGUAGUGAUGCCGCCUUGUUCCAGGUUAUGAAAGCAGUUGAAGCUGCUGAGGCUACAAUUAAACAACAGAUAUGCAAUUAGGUUUUUCAUUACGGAUCAAAUUUCUUGCAAUUGUGGAAGAGAACAAUCGCUUGAGGUCUGAACUACUAAGAAAGCACCAUGAAAUUGAAAAAUAUAAAGUGGCUGAUUGGACACCUCAAAACCCUCUUUUAGUUGAUAACUGGGAUGGCCAUGCCCAUGGAUAUCCAGGAAUUGAUCGAUCAAAUUAUCGUCUCGCGAAUCCAACAGGUGUAGCCAGUAGCCUGAAUAGCUCGUCUGCACAUGGUCCAUCUGGUACAUCAGGCCUAAGGAAAGAAGUAACUCACAACAUCAACAAUCCUGUGAUGCAUGAAUAUGGAGAAAACCACUUUGAUAGCAAUAAGAUUAGUGAAGCUCAAAGUACAUUCCCCACUGGUCAGACAGAAUUACCCAAUGGUGCCAUAUCUCAGCGUUCGUCACCAUCUACAACAUCAAUUUCUCCUAGAAGGUAUCAAUUGGAGGGUGACUUUGAUCGUGGUCGACUGAUGACAAUGGCUGAUAUAGGUGAUCCUGGAAGCUCACUGAAGCAGGAAUUAGUUGUUAAGGCUAGGGAAAAUGAUGCUGAGAUUUCGCAGUUGCGGAAACAUCUUGCUGAAUAUUCAGUGAAGGAAGUACAACUACAUAAUGAGAAUUAUGUUUUAGAGAAACGUAUUGCUUACAUGCGCAUGGCAUUUGAUCAGCAGCAACAAGAACUCGUUGAUGCUGCAUCUAAAGCUAUCUCUUAUAGACAGGACAUAAUUGAGGAAAAUAUACGUCUUUCGUAUGCAUUGCAGGAAGCACAGCAAGAGAGAUCAACAUUUGUAUCAUCUUUAGUGCCUGUUAUUGCUGAAUAUUUCUCUCCGCCACCAGUUGCUGAUGCUCAAAAUAUUGUUAGUAAUCUUAAGGUCAUAUUCAAACAUUUGCAGGAGCAGCUAAUUAUUACUGAGUCAAAGCUAAAGGAGUCUCAGUAUCAAAUUGCACCAUGGCAUUCUGAUACAAACCUGACAAACUUUGCUCAGUCACCAUCUCAUUCCCUUCUGCAAAAUGAGCUUGGCAUGGUGCCUCAACCAGUGUAUUCUAAAGAAGAGUUAGCGCCAUCUGGCCCUUUGAAAGAUAGAAAUUGGGAUUUAUCGGGAGAUCAAGAGAGCAUUUUAAAUGGCGGUGUUGCUAAGAAUUUAGAGACAGAUGAAUUCGGGAGGUAUUCAGCUCUUUCAAGAAGGAAUCCUGCAUCCCAAGUGGGACCUGAACAGCUUACAGUCAGUCCAAGUGAUUCACUUCCACGUAACAGUGAAAUGACCUCAAAUAGACAAGUUAAAUUUAGUGAUACUGUUAGUAGCAUUGAGAUGGACGACCCAGACAUGGAAGGGCAACAAAUUGGAAGAGAUCCUUCAGCUAAUUGGAGUUCUAGAAACUCGCCUUAUGCAGCAGAUGAUCACAUUACCUCGUAUUCUCCUUAUCUACCUCCAGUUCUUGAGGAGCCUUCUUCCUCUUUCUCUGAAGCUGCAGAUGACGACCCAUUACCUGCAGUUGAGGGCCUACAAAUUUCUGGGGAACCUUAUCCAGGACAAGAGCUACAAGCAAGUGGAUUCUCCAUAAAUGGAACCACAAGUUGUAAUUUUGAGUGGGUACGCCAUUUAGAAGAUGGAUCUGUUAAUUAUAUCGAUGGGGCAAAGCAACCAACCUACCUUGUUAGUGCAGAUGAUGUGGAUAAUUAUCUUGCCAUUGAAGUCCAGCCCAUGGAUGAUAGGAAGCGAAAGGGCGAGCUUGUUAAGGUUUUCGCCAAUGACAACAGAAAGAUUGCCUGUGAUCCUGAGAUGCACAACAUCAUAAGGAGGAACUUACAGGCUGGCCAAGCUUCCUAUAGGAUAUCUCAGUCGGUGGGUUAUCUUGAUAUGUGGGAAUCUGCUAUUUUGGUUGUCAAGAAAGAAGGAUUUAAUAUUAAGGGUACUGGAAGCAGUACAAGUUUAGUGACAGAGAAAUUUUCAUCAGCCACUAGUGUUGUUGUACCAUGUGGACAUCCUACGGAAUUCUCAAUAAUAUCAGGUGGGGUUGAAUACCAUCUGCAAGCGGAAAACAGCCCAGAAGAUAUCACCGGUGCAAGAGACACUAUUGUUCUAACACUGAGAUUAUUUAUCGUGCGGGCUGGUAACAAAAAGAAAGGAAAAAAGAAAGUCCCGUUCUUUAAGUGAGACACUGCUAUCUCACCAUGCAGGAAAGGGGUUGAUGUAUAGUGCAAGUAGAAAUUGGAGAGCGCUCUUCUUUCAGCUAGUUUACAGUGAAGAAUCGGCUCAGUUAGUGGCAAUUUUGUCUCAGUUCACAAUUAAGUCUUUCAUCCUUCUUGUACUGUGUCUGUAUAUAUUUGCCCUUCUAUGUUGUGCUGUGAAACCAUUAUUGAAAAAAGAAGAUGAAUGGCAAGUUUUGUUAGAGGGAUAUACACAAUUGAGAGUUGCUUCUGGACAUGAUUGGAUAUAAAAAAAACACACUAGUGUCUAUUCUUUGUAUAUCAAUAUCACAUUGUUAAACUGUUACCUUAUGUACAGUUUCUUUAGUACAAUUCACUAGAAUAAUGGUGGCAAUACAUUAAAUGUUUUUUAUUA
Daucus carota subsp. sativus is the source of this 3026-nucleotide messenger RNA. RefSeq lists its product as uncharacterized. The transcript has 22 exons. The record is from RefSeq and is a predicted model, not a curated record. NCBI's taxonomy places the organism in Eukaryota, Viridiplantae, Streptophyta, Magnoliopsida, Apiales, Apiaceae. Bases 444 to 2618 code for a protein of 724 amino acids.